Molecule: messenger RNA, 4395 nt
Organism: Neltuma alba
Lineage: Eukaryota; Viridiplantae; Streptophyta; Magnoliopsida; Fabales; Fabaceae
Product: protein FORGETTER 1
Exons: 32
Coding region: 191-3958 (1255 amino acids)
Biological process (GO): regulation of DNA-templated transcription
Cellular component (GO): nucleus
Molecular function (GO): histone binding; chromatin DNA binding
Source: RefSeq, a predicted model, not a curated record
GAGAGGGGAGUGAGGAGCGCGAGACAGAGUGUGUGUGGAAGUCCUUGCCCGCCAAACAAACCAAAAUCACUCCGACAAUAGCCUCUUAGAACGUUUCCUCUUCUCCGAACCCCCAAAAUUUCCCACCCAAAUUCCAACGAGAGGCUCUACCUUCGGGGCUAUCUCACUGAUUCCCUCAAACUUCCCCACAAUGACUCAGCCAUCGGUGCCUCCGCCGCCGUUGGCCCCGCCGUCGUCCCAUGUCGGACAAGGUGUCCAAGUGCGCUGUGCUGGUUGCCGUAUGAUCCUGACGGUGGCGCCGGGGCUGACGGAGUUCGCUUGCCCAACCUGUCGAAUGCCGCAGAUGCUUCCCCCGGAGCUUAUGGGUAGGGCCCACCAGAAACCGUCUCAUUACUCACCCUUGCCUCUUCCGUCGUCGCAGCAGUCUCACGUGCCGGCACACGGCAUUGAUCCCUCUAAGAUCCAGCUUCCUUGUGCUAGCUGCAAGGCUAUCCUCAAUGUCCCUCCUGGCCUCGCAAGGUUCGCUUGCCCGCAAUGUGGGGUUGACCUCGCCGUUGAUAUCUCUAAGGUCAAGCAGUUCUUCCCUUCUGGGCCUCCUCCAGAAGAAGUCAACGAGUUAGCUGUUGAAGUGGAGCGUGAUGAAGAUGAAGGUGGCCUGGUUGGAGAAACCUUUAUGGAUUAUCGGCCACCAAAAGUAUCUAUUGGACCUUCACACCCAGACCCUGUUGUGGAAACAUCAUCUUUGUCUGCAGUGCAGCCUCCUGAGCCUACCUAUGAUCCAAAGAUCAAAGAAGAUUUGGAAAGUUCAAAGGCCUUGUCAUGCUUACAAAUUGAGACAUUGGUCUAUGCUUGUCAGAGACAUCUACAGCACUUACCCAACAGUGCUAGGGCAGGAUUCUUUAUUGGGGAUGGAGCUGGUGUUGGUAAGGGUCGAACAAUUGCAGGGCUAAUAUGGGAGAACUGGAACCAUGGAAGGAGAAAAGCACUGUGGAUUUCUGUUGGUUCUGACUUGAAGUUUGAUGCCAGAAGAGACUUGGAUGAUGUUGGUGCAACUUGCAUUGAAGUGCAUGCUUUGAACAAACUGCCUUAUUCUAAGCUUGAUUCGAAGUCUGUUGGGGUCAGGGAGGGAGUUAUUUUCUUGACAUACAAUAGCCUCAUAGCAUCAUCAGAGAAGGGUCGUUCUCGUCUUCAACAGCUUGUGCAGUGGUGUGGAACAGGAUUUGAUGGUCUUGUCAUUUUUGAUGAGUGUCACAAAGCUAAAAAUUUGGUUCCUGAAUCUGGUAGUCAGCCAACACGAACUGGUGAAGCAGUGGUUGAUAUUCAGGAUCGACUACCUGAUGCCCGUGUUGUCUAUUGCUCAGCUACUGGUGCAUCUGAGCCUCGCAAUAUGGGUUAUAUGGUUCGACUUGGUCUUUGGGGACCUGGGACUUCUUUUAUUGAUUUCCGUGAUUUUCUAGGUGCUCUUGAUAGAGGGGGUGUUGGAGCGCUUGAACUAGUUGCAAUGGACAUGAAAGCAAGGGGGAUGUAUUUAUGUCGUACACUUAGCUACAGGGGUGUUGAGUUUGAAGUUAUUGAAGCACCAUUAGAAGAUGAAAUGAUGGAUAUGUAUAAAAAGGCAGCAGAAUUUUGGGCAGAAUUGCGAGUGGAAUUGAUGUCAGCUAGCGCCUUCCUAAAUAAUGAGAAACCUAGUUCUAGUCAGUUAUGGAGAUUAUACUGGGCAAGCCAUCAGCGCUUUUUUAGACAUAUGUGUAUGUCUGCCAAAGUCCCUGCUGCUGUGAGACUGGCAAAGCAAGCAUUGCUGGAAGAUAAAUGUGUUGUCAUUGGCCUUCAGAGCACUGGAGAAGCAAGGACGGAAGAGGCUGUUACAAAAUAUGGUUCUGAACUUGAUGAUUUUGUUUCUGGUCCUCGAGAACUACUGCUAAAAUUUGUGGAAGAAAAUUAUCCAUUGCCAGAAAAGCCUGAACUUCUUCCAGGGGAGGAUGGUGUAAAGGAGCUCCAGAGGAAAAGGCACUCUGCAACUCCUGGUGUAUCUGUAAAAGGAAGGGUUAGAAAAGUAGCUAAGUGGUCUUGGCGGCCUCCUAGUGAUGCUGAGAGUGAUGAAGAAUCCGAAACUGAUUCUGCUGUUGAAUCUACUGAUUCUGAUGAUGAGUUUCAGAUAUGCGAGAUUUGCAAUAUGGAAGAGGAAAGUAAAGCAUUGCUCAAGUGUUCCUGCUGUGGUAAAUUUGUCCAUUCAGCAUGCUUGGUUCCACCAAUUAAUGAUUUAGUGCCCGAAGAAUGGUCAUGUCAUUUGUGCAAGGAAAAAACGGAUGAAUAUCUUCAAAAAAGACAAGCCUACAUAGAUGAACUCCAGAAAAGGUACGAUGCAGCUUUGGAGCGUAAGACAAAAAUUAUAGAGAUUAUCCGUUCAUUGGAUCUUCCAAAUAAUCCCCUGGAUGAUAUUACUGAUCAGCUAGGAGGACCUGACAAAGUUGCAGAAAUUACAGGAAGGAGAGGCAUGCUUGUGAGGGCCCCUAGUGGGAAAGGUGUUACCUAUCAAGCUCGAAAUACAAAGGAUGUUACAAUGGAGAUGGUCAACAUGCACGAGAAGCAGCUCUUUAUGGAUGGUAAGAAGUUAGUUGCUAUUAUAUCUGAAGCUGGAUCUGCUGGUGUUUCAUUGCAGGCAGAUAAAAGAGCCAUAAAUCAGAAAAGAAGAGUUCAUCUAACUCUAGAACUUCCAUGGAGUGCUGAUCGUGCAAUUCAGCAGUUUGGAAGAACUCACAGGUCGAAUCAAGCUUCGGCCCCAGAGUACAGGUUACUCUUUACUAAUCUUGGAGGAGAAAGGCGGUUUGCAUCAAUUGUUGCCAAGAGAUUAGAAUCUCUUGGUGCUCUGACUCAAGGGGACCGCAGGGCUGGACCUUCCUUGAGUGCGUACAAUUAUGACAGUGCUUAUGGAAAGAGAGCUCUAGUGAUUAUGUACAAAGGAAUAAUGGAGCAGGAUCCUCUGCCUGUUGUACCACCAGGAUGCAUUUCUGACAGACCAGACACAAUUCAGGACUUUAUUAUUAAAGCAAAAGCUGCUCUUGUGUCUGUUGGAAUAGUUAGGGACACGACGCUUGGCAAUGGUAGAGAUUUUGGAAAGUUAUCUGGCCGUAUUAUUGAUUCUGAUAUGCAUGAUGUGGGCCGAUUCCUCAACCGGCUUUUGGGACUACCUCCUGAGAUUCAGAAUAGGCUGUUUGAGUUAUUUGUGAGUAUCUUGGAUCUUCUUGUUCAGAAUGCUCGUAUUGAAGGUAACCUUGAUACUGGCAUUCUUGACUUGAGAGCUAAUGUUGUUGAACUGCAAGGGGCUCCAAAGACAGUCCAUGUUGAUAAUCUCACUGGAGCUUCAACGGUUCUCUUUACAUUUAUCUUGGAUCGUGGGGUCACAUGGGAGACUGCAAGUACCAUGCUGAAUGAAAAGCAAAAGGAUGGGCUCGGUUCAGUUAAUGAUGGCUUCUAUGAAUCCAAGAGGGAAUGGUUGGGACGACGUCAUUUCAUUUUGGCGUUUGAAAGUUCCACUUCCGGGAUGCAUAAGAUAGUUCGUCCCCCAGUUGGAGAGUCACAUCGGGAGAUGAACCUGACAGAAUUGAAGAGUAAAUAUAGAAAAGUCUCAUCCUUAGAGAAGGCUCAAGCUGGUUGGAAAGAAGAAUAUGAAGUUUCAUCAAAACAGUGUAUGCAUGGUCCCAAUUGUAAGCUUGGCAAAUUCUGUACAGUUGGCAGAAGACUGCAGGAAGUAAAUGUCUUAGGCGGUCUCAUUCUUCCAGUCUGGGGAGCUAUAGAGAAGGCCUUAUCUAAUCAGGCCCGCCUAAGCCAUAGGAGGUUACGUGUUGUACGUAUUGAAACUACUACAGAUAACCAACGUAUAGUUGGUCUUCUUGUUCCUAAUGCAGCCGUUGAAGCUGUGCUUCAAGGUUUAGCAUGGGUACAAGAAAUCGACGAUUGACCUAGGACAACAUACUUUUGACACCUUUUUAAUUUUUCUGGCAAAGAGGCCAUUGGUUGCUGCCUUCAGAAAGCUGCUUACAUUGUUACAAGCAUCUGGAGGUUUGAACUGCAGGAGCACUUUUUGUUUGAAGAAAAGGCUCAACCCUAACGUGCAGGUUUUGUUUGGAGAAAUGGACAAUUUUUGGAGGGGAGAAGGGCUCAUCCUCUGCAUCGUGCAAUUGAAUCGCGCAGUCUCAUUUUUUGUGAAUUUUUUGAAUAGUAUCACGCAUUUUUGGCAUAUAAUUGCAUUUUUGUAUAUUUGUAAAGGUCUCUGAUCAAGUGACAGACAGUAGAUGCCUAGGUUGUAUCACAUGCAGUGGGCAGUCUGAGCCAGUUUGUAUCAAUCACAAUACAUUAGCAUUGAAAUGAUAUAUAUGAAGUAAAUAUUCCCUUGUG